This is a messenger RNA of Peromyscus californicus insignis, 4979 nucleotides long. RefSeq names its product NIPA like domain containing 2 (gene Nipal2). The coding region runs from base 845 to 1936 and encodes 363 amino acids. The record is from RefSeq and is a predicted model, not a curated record. NCBI's taxonomy places the organism in Eukaryota, Metazoa, Chordata, Mammalia, Rodentia, Cricetidae. Gene Ontology annotation, biological process: magnesium ion transport. Gene Ontology annotation, cellular component: membrane. The transcript has 11 exons. Gene Ontology annotation, molecular function: magnesium ion transmembrane transporter activity.
CUCUCCCCAUCUCUCGAAGUCCACUUAGUGGAAGCUAAAGUGUGUUGCUUAAGAAGAAUCUCAGUGCCCUGUAAACAAAAGAAUUCCAAGUGCAGACGCUUCAGGAAACAGCACAAAAUUAUAGAAUGCUGAAAGUGAGAGAUCCCGCAGAGAUCCUUUGUAGUGACUGGAGUUAAAAACAGGUCAGACCAGAAUAACCAGUAUGAGCUCUUAAGGCUGUUCUUAGCAUUUCUUUCCCAACCUAAAUCUUUAUAUACAGCAGCUGGCAACUUUUCGGCAAUCUCUGUGAACCUGACAGAAAGCCCAUCCAGUCACCGCAUACACAUUGGGGUCCUUCAGCCGUGGCUACCCUUCUCUAUUCCAUGAAGAGUUUCUAAGGGUCGGUUGGUUGCUGGGCUCUUAAUUCCCACACUGCUCACAAUACUGGGGAGAGGGAAAUCAUGACUCCCCCCCCCACACACACACACACAUACAUGUGGACCAUUUUAGACCUUCCACAUGCGAGAAGUGGGAUUGCCAAGGGCGACGGUCACUUUUGGCUAGCCGAUGGCUCCUUUUUCUCCGUGCACUUGGACAAACACUUGCUAUGCGCACAGUAGAUCCCGGAGGCAAAGGAGAUGAUCUCAUUCUUGCGCGGGCAGGUGUGGACACCCGGGUAGGGAGACGCGGCAGCUAGGCCGAGCCCCGACCGCACCCGCGCGCCCGCCGCGGGAGCCAGGUGCCCGCGCCCAGUCGCCCUGUCGCCCUGUCGCCGGGUCGCCCGGCAGGAAGUGGCUGCGGCUGCGGGGGAGCGGCGGGGCGGGGAGGCGCGGCGCCCGAGCCCCAGCGCGCGGAGCCGGUCCUCAUGGCGGCGCGGGUGCCCGCGGGCCCCGAGGACGACGCCUCGGCCGUCCUGGACGAGCUGUCUCGGAACUUCACGUACUGGGCGCCGGGCCCGGGCAACGGCUCGCUGUCGAGCGCCUGGUACCGCAGGAACCAGGUUCACCUUUUUGGAGUUUUGCUGGCUAUUUUAGGAAACUUAGUGAUCAGCAUUUCUCUAAAUAUCCAGAAAUAUUCUCACCUUCAUUUGGCCCAGAAAGAGCACCCAAAGCCAUACUUUAAGAGUGUGCUUUGGUGGAGUGGAGUCCUGCUGAUGGCCACAGGAGAGGUGGGGAAUUUCGCAGCCUAUGGAGUCGCCCCCAUCACUUUGAUCGCACCGUUGGGCUGUAUGUCGGUUACAGGUAGUGCCAUAAUUUCUGUUAUAUUUCUAAAAGAAAAUUUGAGAGCCUCGGAUUUACUAGGUAUGACACUGGCAUUUGCAGGAACAUAUUUAUUAGUGAAUUUUGCUCCAAAUAUGACCCAGGACAUCUCAGCAAGAACAGUACAGUAUUACUUUGUUGGCUGGCAGUUCCUGGUCUAUGUGAUUUUAGAAAUCCUAGUUUUCUGCAUCCUUCUGUAUUUCCAUAAAAGAAAAGGAAUGAAGCACAUUGUGAUCCUGCUCACCCUGGUGGCACUCCUUGCCUCAUUGACUGUGAUUUCAGUGAAAGCUGUCUCAGGCAUGAUCACUCUCUCGGUGACGGGUAAAAUGCAGCUCACGUUCCUGAAUCAAGCCACAAAGCUCUACACGAUGACCACAGUGGUUCCAGUCAACCAUGUUUUCUUCACAACUAGUGCCAUCAUCGCAGGCAUCAUAUUUUACCAGGAAUUCCUUGGUGCUGCUCUUCUCACUGUAUUUAUAUAUCUCUUUGGGUGCUUUCUCUCAUUCCUUGGAGUAUUUUUGGUGACGAGAAAUAGAGAAAAUGACCAUCUACAACAGUCUUUUAUUGAUUUUGGAAAUAUUCCUGGGAAACAAAUGUUGGACAAAAUACAACCAGAUUCAAAUGGCUUAUCCUAUGGAACCUUGCCUGAUGGAAGUGACUCAACCCGGAGCCAGAGUGGAGAGAAGAAAGAAGCCUAAAAUGCUGAGAGGGAUGCCGUUGGCCUGUUAUUCAAUACCACCUUUUUAAAACAUUGCACAUGUUCAAUUUGUGUCAGCAGCUAUUUCACGCUGACAUGUGUGCACAUUCGAUUCAGUCCUCUCCCCCACUGUGGACAAUCAGGGCCCUCCUAAUCUCUAACAGUCUAAUGCUUUCAUGGAAUGUAACUCAAAGUGCUCCCCACACCCUGCAUCUCUCCCUAGCGAUCAUCUAACUGGCUGUAUCUUAAUGAGAGCCUGGCUGCUUGAGCAGGAUGUCACACAAAAAUGUGCGCUCAAGAUUUGGCCAUAGAAGGCAUAGGUUGCUCCUCCAUGUGGCUUGCAGAAUCAGCUUGUUGGCUUCAAAACACUCUCUGCUGCCACAACCUGUCUUUAAAGAAAGGUCUGAUGUGCUUCUCUUGGGCAUUUUCUACGAGCCUUUCGUGAGGACUUACUCCUUUUUCCCUGUCAGGAUGGCAAAUCUUCUUUUCAGAAAACCAACUCUGUUAAAAUCCUCCUUUGAAAAUAAAGGGCUUCUUUAAAAAACAGAAUUUACAAAUGGUAUUCUGUGUUGGUAUAUACCAAAAACUCAAAGACCUGGCUGCUGGCAUUUUUUUUUUCUUAGAAAAAAGGGGGCCUAUGGGGGCUGGGGAUUUAGGUCAGUGGUAGAGCACUUGUCUAGCAAGCACAAGGCCCUGGGUUCCGGUCCUCAGCAGGGGGGGACCUAUGCUGGGCAGUGGUGGUGCACACCUUUAAACCCAGCACUGGGGAGGCAGAGACAGGUAGAUCUCUGAGUUCAGGACCAUCCUGGUCUACAGGGUGAGCUCCGGGACAGCUAGGGUUACACAGAGAAACCGUGUCUCAAAAACUUAAGAAAAAAAUGGGGGUGGGGAGCAUUUAAGACAUAAAACGGUGCUCACCUCUGUGGCAUAUGUACUAAAAUUCAAACAGCACAUUUUAUCAUGGUCUUUGUGUUAAGUAUGAUACACAAAUUUUUCAAGUGUUAAAAAUUUUGCAGCAAUGUUUAUUUUUUCAAUAAAACUCUAGAAUGGUAGUAUUUUCUCCAGCCUUAUGGUCCUAUUAUAUUUACAUUGAAAUUGAAGGAAAACAUGUCAUAUGCCUUAAGUUGUUACAGACCCUAUACUUUAUUGGGUGGGUUUCUAUGUUUUAGCUUCCAAUACAAGUCUCAAAAUGGCAUUUAGAUUCUUAGGAUAUUCGUACUACACACUGUUUCUCCCUCCAAGUCCUCUGAAGCUUUGCUACUGUGGAAUUUCUUUCUGUAUGCUGUGAAUAUAUGUGGCUCCCAUUGGAUAAUAAAUAAAGCAGUUUUGGCCUAUGGCAAGAAAGCUGACAGCCAGGCUGGAAAUCCAAGCAGAUACAGAGAGAAGAAGGGCAGAGUCGGGAGAUAUAUGAGCUGCUGCCAAAGGAGCAACAAGAUGCCAGCAGACUGGCAAUGCCAUGGCCAUGUGGCAACAUAUAGAUUAAUAGGAAUGGAUUGAUUUAAGAUCCAAGAGUUAGCUAGCAAGAAACUGAAGCCAUAGGCCAUACAGUUUGUAAUUAGUGUAAGCCUCUGAGUGAUUAUUUUAUAAGCAGCUGCAGGACUGUGGGGCCAGGCAGGACUGAGAAACUUCUGGCUACACUUGGCCAGUUUUUCUAGAAAAGGAAAAUCAUGAUCAGAGAAUUGGGUCUCAGCUCCUUGAAUCUGGCUAUCGACUAUAGCCAAUAGAAGAACCUGUGCCUUGUAUGACUUCUCUGCUUCCCCUUAGCACACUCACUAACAUACAUUUGCAGGCAGAAUCUGUAGUAACUUUUAUUGUUUGUGCUAUACCUAAUAUUUAAACAAUGAGAAAAGAGGACACAUUUAUUGUAACUAAAUAAUAAGAUCCAUCCUUAAUGACACUUUAAUCAUGCCACCCAGUGUCACUGAAGACUUGUGUUUGUGCAUGGCGCUAAACUUGGAGCUAGUGAGAUGCUAAUCUUAAUUGUUUCUAGUCUUUUAAUGUUUUAUUUAUUAUAACCUGAACUCCUGACCAAACUGGAAUAACCCAAAGCCCAUCUCUGACUUCAAAUUAUUAUUAACAGUUCCUGCCACUGUGAAAAGUGUCCCAUUAAUCUGGAUGCAACAGUCAGAUAAUUAAUGACAUGUUUUACUGAAUGGGUGCAGCACGUUGGCUCUGGGAGGCUCAGCUAAGUUAUGUGUCUGGUGCCUUAAACAACAAAUUUCUAGUAAAUCUUGACAUUAGUUUCAAAGAUUGGGAAGCAAUUAGAACAACGAGUUUUCCUUGAACUGGGACCACGUUCAUAGUUACAACACCCAGUUUUGAGCACUGUAGAAUUUUGCAGACAUGGCGUAACAACAGUAUGUUGGUACCCUCCAACAUUUGCAUGAAAGGUUUUGAGAAAUGAAAUUCAUUAUUCGGUACAGAAAUGCUUUUGAAAUCAAGGUUAGAUAUAUUAUAUUCAGACCUAAUUUUACUAACUGUGGUGCACCAAACCAAGGUGGAUAGAAGUCUUAGUUUACUGGCCUAUAGAGUGUUUCUCUCCCUCUUUUUCAUGCUCAGUGCCUGACAACAGCCAAAGCCAACCCACCCCUUCUGGAGUUGUAAGCUGGGAACCUUUGGCCAACAUUUGGCUCAUCUGACUGUUUGUCUAGACCAAGGAUUGGCUUUUUCAGUAAAGACUUAAAAAGUAAAUAUUUGGGGGUUUGUGUUGUCCAUAUGGUAUCUGUCCCUCACUACUCAGCUAUUCCAUCAUAGCACAAAUGUAGCCAUAGACAAUAUGUAAACAAGUGAGAAUGGAUGUACAUCUGUAAUUAUUAACAAACAAAAAAAUUAGUAGCCAAUCCAUGUCUGUAGUUUGCCAAGGCCUGGUCCAGACUCUUUGCCCUUGCUAUCCAACUUUUUUUCUUGUUUCUUGAGCACUGGAGAGCUAAAAAAAAAAAAAAGAAAAAAUUGACACUUCAUGGUUUGUGACAAAUCAGAUGCUUGAUAUUUAUAUUAGGAUCAUUUUGCUUAUAUAAGAAAUAAAUGGAUUUGUUAUGAGUUUA